Marchantia polymorpha subsp. ruderalis is the source of this 1429-nucleotide messenger RNA. The record is from the annotation of a GenBank genome assembly. NCBI's taxonomy places the organism in Eukaryota, Viridiplantae, Streptophyta, Marchantiopsida, Marchantiales, Marchantiaceae.
GUUGCUGCUAUCAUUGUUGUGAGGCUGUCACUUAAUUUCUUCAUUGUAUGUUCUCCUUAAGUUUCAAUCGUUCUUCAGUUGUUGUCACAUUGUUGGAUUCAGUUUCACAGGUGAGAUCGUGGAGUUAAGUUUCAAGGUGAGUUCGUGUAGUCAAGUUCCAAGGUGCUUUGAAUUAUUCUAGCCAAGAGUACUGCACAGGUUACAAUGGUUCUCAAGGAUUCUUCAAAGAAAAACCUUGGUGGCCAUCUGUACAUGAAGACCAGACAGUUUCUCAAAGGACUGAAAACAAAUAAACGAUCUGCUUCAAGGAAUUUACCAGAUGCAGAGUUUUCUUCUACAUCGACCGAGUUCAUGAAGAUUGAUGAGGGAGAACCAGGGUACUAUCCUGAAAUUUCUUCCUGUGCAGAUGUUGGUAACACCAGCUUUAGGCACUGGGUGGAUAACUCUGAUUCAAAUCUUUCUCAUGGUGAGGAUGGAAUGGAAACGUCAGAUAUUGUGCCAAUUGAUGAUAUGACUUCUCAACCUCAAUCUUACGAAAGCCAAGAUUGGCUUCCAACAUUUGAAAGCAGACAUUAUCAGCUUGCAGGUGCUACUUGUAUAGAUAAUGAUCAAUCUUUGGUUGCACAAGAAAGUGCAGAAGAAAGUGUGGAUUAUGAUGCAUCAGCAAUCAAUAUUCCUUAUCUUGAUUGCCGAAGACCUUCACAAAUGGAUGGUUAUCGAAUUACUGUGACCAAGGAGGUGAAGGAGGAAAGAAUAUUCUGGUUUUGGAAGAGGUUCUCCUUCAUGGAUGCGAUAAGUGCAUGGCGUAAUGGCUAAGGUUCAAGCGAUGAAAUUCGGAAAGACGAAGAAAUCGACAAAAUACCUAAUCCCGGCCCUGGAACGCCGAUCGGCCGGACGCCCGCAUCGCACGGCGUCCCUGUGUCGACUAACUCCCGGAAUGGCUAGAAGAGUUUUUGUGAAAGAUUCUUGACAGGAGCUGGAAUAUGAUGCAUUGGUAGAACUUGAUAGUUGAAGACUAUCCUUAUCACUGGAAAGAACAUGCUGUAUUUUUUCAGAUUACUUUUUAACUGGAGUUUUAUCUUCAAAGGUUUCUAUCAGUGGCUAAAACUUGUUGUUCUUCUCUUCAGUCCAUGCUAUUGACUACAAAAGUUAGCGUGAGCAAUACAGGUCGAUGACGAGGGAGCAAGUCCCUGCACAGCUGAUGAGAUUCAUGAAGGACAUAAACAUUUCGAUAUAGGAUGACAUUAUCCAGUUCAAAUUUUGUUCCAGCAUGUGAAAUUCCUAUGCUUGAAAGCUAUUCGGUUGUUGUCUUUGGGAACAUAGCAACAAAGAAAGGGACGUUAGAUUCUGUUGAAUGCUCAACAACUGAUCAUUGGUUGGCUUUCGCUGGAUGUCAGUGCCGACUUGGUGCUCAAACAUUUCAAAAAUU